AUGAAAUUAUUAUUGCUUACUUUUUUAGUAGUGUCCCUAUCUUAAUGGAUUAAUAGUUAUGAGGCAUUUGUAGAUGAUUCCUUUUCAGAUUUAGAUGGUAAAUUAAUGUUAAAAUUUAUAUAGGUUGGCUAAUUUAAAAUUAAUUCUAAGCAACUUCUGAUAUAAUAACAAAAUGUAAUGAAAAAACGAUAAUAGGAGGAUUAAAAACAUUUGGAUAAAAGACAACUGCAACAAAAUUUAUAAAAUUGGCUCCACAUUAUAAAUUGAAAUUGAAUUUUUAGCUUUGGAAGUAUAUCUGUUAAUUAAAAAUAGACUAGGUGAAUGGGAAAACAAUAUAUUUUCAAUAUAUAUAGAUGGUGUACCUUGGGAAAUGAAAUGGGGAUAUAUAGAUGGAGGAAUAAGAUUAUGUGGUGGUUAAGAAUCAAAACAUAGUGAUAAGAUAUUUGAUAUAGAAUUUGAGAUUGUUCAUAAUUCUCCUACUUUAACAAUUAUUUUAUCAUCAAAUUAAUAAGGAUAAGCAGAUAUAUAAUCAUGGGGAUUUAGAUAAGUUAAAAUAUAAUUAUUAUCAUGUCCGUCUUAAUGUGGAAUAUGUCAUAAUGAUAAUGUUUAGGAAUGUUAAAAUUGGAACUAAGAAGCAUUAAGUUGGUUUCAUAUAGAUACAAAAUUAGAAGGAUGGAUUUUAGAAAAUGGAAAAGAGAAAGCAUAUGAAUGUUCUGGUAUUGUUAUUUUUGGAGGAUAUGAAAAUUUUGGAGUUAAAUCAACGUUGUCCAAAUCUUUUAUAAAUAUUGCUCCUCAUUAUAAAAUAAUGAUUAAAUUUACAUUUUGGAAAGUAAUUUAAUUUAAUAAAUAAGAUUGAUCUUUGGGAUAAUGAUGAAUUUUAUAUUAAAAUUGAUGAUAAAGAAAUUAAAAAAAUAGCAUUUUAGAAAACUGAUGGAAUAGAAUUAUGUGGGUAUAAUAUAUAAAUAUUAUUUAUUUUAUAGAAAAUCUAAUACUUCAGGUUAUGGUGAAAAAAUUGUAGCAGUAGAAAUAUUAUAAAAACAUUCAAAUCCUUCUAUUAAAAUAUCAUUUUCUAGCUCUUUAACUAAAGAUUCAAAUAUUUAAUCAUGGGGUAUAAGAGAUUUCUUUUUAUUUUCUGCAUAAUGCACUAAAUUUUGUGAUGAAUGUGUUGGUAAUGCUGAAAAUGAAUGUACAAAAUGUCAUCCUACACAUACAUUAUCUAAUGGAAAAUGUCUUAAUAAAAAUGAAUGGUAUAUAUCAUCUAAAGAAUUUUUUGAUUAAGAAUCUUUUUAAAAAAUAGAAGGUUGGAAUUUUUAAGAAAUUGAUCCUAAUGGUCCAAAUCCUCCUAUUACUAAAUGUUUUGAUAUGUAUCUAAUUGGAGGAUAUUAAUCUUUUGGAAAAGUAUUAAUAUAAAUAUAUAUAUUAAAGAAAACUACAGUAACCAAAAAGUUUACACUACCUAAACAUGAUUAUAUAAGAAUUAUAGUUACUAUAUAUAAAAUUGAUAAUUGGGAUGGAGAAGAACUAUCUAUAUUUAUUAAUUAAGAAGAAUAAUGGACAUAGUUUUUAGGGUGGAAUGAUCCUCCAUAAACUGAUAUCUGUGGAAAUUAAAAUAAUAAUUGGAAGGAAAGAAUUAUUAAAAUUGAUAAAAUAAUUACUCAUACUUCUCCAGAAUUAAUAUUUGAUAUUAGAAGUACCCUUUAAAAAGAAGCUAAUGAAGCAUCAUGGGGAUUUAGAGAAUUUUUACUUCUUUAUUCACCACUCAAAGAAUGUAUCUAAGUCUUUAGUGAAUGUAAUUACAAAGGAUUAUCACAAAAUAUUUGUGAUAAUUUAGAUUCCUUAACCAAUGUAAUUUAUUUAUUUUCAUAUUUAGGCUAAAAUAGAAUUUGAUAUUAAAUCUAUCAAAAUUCCUGAAGGAAUGAAAAUAACUGGAUAUAGAAAUCUAGGUUUCAAAGGAGAUAAAGUUGAAUAUGAAACAAAUCAAGAAUGUCUUGAUAUCAUAGAAUUCUCAUUUAUUGAAAAAUAACUUAUUGGAAAUAUGAAAUAUAUUCAUAAAUGA
Molecule: messenger RNA, 2056 nt
Organism: Paramecium sonneborni
Lineage: Eukaryota; Ciliophora; Oligohymenophorea; Peniculida; Parameciidae
Source: the annotation of a GenBank genome assembly